Molecule: messenger RNA, 4539 nt
Organism: Galeopterus variegatus (Sunda flying lemur)
Lineage: Eukaryota; Metazoa; Chordata; Mammalia; Dermoptera; Cynocephalidae
Gene: SEC23IP
Product: SEC23 interacting protein
Exons: 19
Coding region: 37-3045 (1002 amino acids)
Biological process (GO): endoplasmic reticulum to Golgi vesicle-mediated transport
Cellular component (GO): COPII-coated ER to Golgi transport vesicle
Molecular function (GO): protein binding; metal ion binding
Source: RefSeq, a predicted model, not a curated record
UGCCUGGGGACGUGUAACGGACGGUGGGCCGCAGCCAUGGCCGAGAGGAAACCUAACGGUGGCAGCGGCGGCGCCUCCACCUCCUCGUCGGGCACCAACUUGCUCUUCUCCUCCUCGGCCACGGAGUUCAGCUUCAGCGUGCCCUUCAUCCCAGUCACCCAAGCCGCCGCUUCGCCGGCCUCCCUGCUCUUGCCCGGAGAGGAUUCCACAGAUGUUGGUGAGGAGGACAGCUUCCUUGGUCAGACUAAUGUUCACACGUCUACCCCACCGACGUUUAGUUACUUCUCUCAGGUAUCAAGCAGCAGUGAUCCUUUUGGGAACAUUGGGCAGUCACCGUUAACAACUGCAACUGCAUCCGUUGGACAAUCCGCGUUCUCCAAGCUCCCGACUGCUCUCCCUUUUACAACCGGAUCCCAAGAUGUGUUGAAUGCAUUUUCACCAUCUGUUUCGAAGGCUCAAUAUGGUGCUCCACCCUGCUCACAGAUGGGAGUAAAUACUUACCUGCCUUCUCAGCCAAGCAAUCUCCCUCCUUCAAAUUUUGGGAGCCCACCCCAAGGAGCUCCCCAACCGGGAUACAAUCCAUAUCGCCACACCCCUGUCAGCAGCAGGGCUAAUCCUUACAUUGCACCACCACAGCUGCAGCAGUGCCAAACACCAGCCCAUCCCUCUCCUCCUCCACCAUCUGGACCCCCUGUUCAGAUGUACCAGACGCCUCCAGGAUCUCUGCCACUGAUUCCUCCUUCAGCGCAGUCACCAACACAGCAGCAGGUACUUGCUAGACCUGCAAGUCCCUCUGUACAGGUACCAUCUCCUUUUCUACUUCAAAACCAGUAUGAACCUGUUCGGCCCCACUGGUUUUACUGCAAGGAGGUAGAAUACAAACAACUAUGGAUGCCUUUUAGUAUGUUUGACUCUUUGAAUCUUGAAGAAAUAUAUAAUUCAGUCCAGCCAGACCCUGAGAGUGUGGUUCUUGGCACGGAUGGCAGGCGCUAUGAUGUUCACCUCUAUGACCGAGUGAGGAAAGCUGUGUACUGGGAAGAGGAUCCAGCAGAAGUGAGACGCUGUACUUGGUUUUACAAGGGGGACACAGAUAGCAGAUUUAUUCCCUACACAGAGGAGUUCAGUGAAAAACUUGAGGCUGAAUAUAAAAAAGCUGUAACCACGAAUCAGUGGCACCGCAGAUUAGAGUUUCCAAGUGGAGAGACAAUUGUUAUGCACAAUCCAAAGGUUAUUGUUCAGUUCCAGCCUUCCUCAGUGCCAGAUGAAUGGGGGACCACACAAGAUGGACAGACAAGGCCCAGGGUUGUAAAGCGUGGAAUUGAUGAUAACCUUGAUGAAAUUCCUGAUGGGGAAAUGCCUCAGGUUGAUCAUUUGGUGUUCAUGGUACAUGGCAUCGGACCUGUGUGUGACUUACGCUUUAGGAGCAUUAUUGAAUGUGUGGAUGAUUUUAGGGUGGUUUCUCUCAAAUUGCUGCAGACACAUUUCAAGAAAUCUUUAGAUGAUGGGAAAGUAAGCAGAGUGGAGUUCCUUCCAGUUCAUUGGCAUAGUUCCUUGAGUGGGGAUGCCACUGGUGUUGACAGGAACAUCAAGAAAAUCACUUUACCAAGUAUUGGUCGGUUUCGUCACUUUACCAAUGAAACCUUGCUAGAUAUUUUAUUUUAUAAUAGCCCCACCUACUGUCAGGCAAUUGUGGAAAAAGUAGGAAUGGAGAUAAACCGUCUACAUGCACUUUUUAUGAGUCGGAACCCAGACUUCAAAGGAGGAGUCUCUGUUGCCGGUCACAGUUUAGGUUCUUUAAUAUUGUUCGACAUCCUGUCUAAUCAAAAAGAUUUAAAUUUAUCUAAGUCUCCUGGGCCUCUUGCUGUUGCUAAUGGAGUUAUGAAACAGCCACACUUUCAGGAAAGGCAGAUGCUCGAAGAGCCAAAGAUGACUUUGGAUGAGUCGUGUGACCUUGAUGUUGAAAAUGAAGAAGUUCUAACUUUGCAAGAAACUCUGGAUGUACUUAGCCUCUCUGAAUAUGUUAGCACUUUUGAAAAGGAAAAGAUUGAUAUGGAAUCUCUGUUUAUGUGUACAGUUGAUGACCUGAAGGAAAUGGGGAUACCCCUUGGACCCAGAAAGAAGAUAGCUAACUUUGUAAAACUUAAAGCAGCCAAACUGGAACACAAAAAAGCAGCAUCAGAAAAGAAGGCAGCGAUGGCCACAUCAACAAAAGGACAAGAGGAAAUUGCUCAGAAAACUAAAGAAAUGGCUUCUCUUUCCUCAGAAACUAAUGAGUCAAAGAGGAAACUUCCAGUUGGUGCUUAUGUUUCUUCUGUGCGUGUUGAUUAUGAGUCUUUCGAAGUUGGCACAGGACAGGUUUCUGUUAUUUACAAUUCAUUAGACUUUGAACCAGAGAUUUUCUUUGCCUUGGGAUCUCCAAUUGGUAUGUUUCUUACUGUUCGAGGAGUGGAUAGGAUUGAUGAGAACUACAGACUUCCUACCUGUAAAGGAUUUUUCAAUAUUUAUCAUCCGCUUGAUCCAGUGGCAUAUAGAUUAGAACCUAUGAUUGUUCCAGAAUUGGACCUCAAAGCAGUUCUCAUUCCACAUCACAAAGGCAGAAAAAGACUUCAUUUAGAGUUGAAAGAAAGUCUCUCUCGUAUGGGAUCUGAUUUGAAGCAAGGUUUUAUUAGCUCUCUGAAAAGUGCUUGGCAGACAUUAAAUGAGUUUGCCCGUGCUCAUACCUCUUCAACUCAAUUGCAAGAAGAACUGGAGAAGGUAGCCAAUCAAAUCAAAGAAGAAGAAGAAAAGCAAGUAGUUGAAGCAGAAAAGAUUGUUGAAAGUCCAGAUUUUUCCAAGGAUGAGGACUACUUAGGAAAGGUUGGAAUGUUAAAUGGAGGCCGCCGAAUUGACUACGUUCUUCAAGAAAAGCCAAUAGAGAGUUUUAAUGAAUAUCUUUUCGCUCUUCAGAGUCAUUUAUGCUAUUGGGAAUCUGAAGAUACUGCCCUCUUACUACUUAAAGAAAUUUAUCGAACAAUGAACAUUAGUCCAGAACAGCCACAGCAUUGAUCAGACUUCAGUUUUUCUGUACUUUAUUGUCUUCACAGAAAGUCCCAGUAUAAAUUACAUUGCUGAGAAAAUCCUCAGAGGACCUUCCCAGUUUGCUCCUGUGGUGGAUGACAGAAAAGCGAUUCAUCGACGGUUGCUCAGUUGAUCAUAUAAUUCUCUGAUGUAGGGAUUCAUUUAAGGAAAAUACACAGAACAAAAGGACAGUGAAAAAAUCAGUACCACAUUUGGAUAGUAUAGAUGAGAAAAUGUAAUUAUAAAAAUGAUGAAAUAAAAAAUUCUUCAGUUUAGUUGUAUAUUUGUCAAAGUUAUGUGUGAUAUCAAUGAGGAAAUAUUUGUAGCAUGCAAACGGUUAUUUUUGUUUCUUAAAAACUAUUGUCAGUGGGCUAUUAAACUUGCAUUUUUCUUUUUAUUAAUGUGGUAUGUUCUUUUUAUUCAAGUAUGGACUUCUUGAGAAACUAUAGUAAUAUGACUUUGAAGAAAUUUAUGUUCUACUUUAAAUGUGAAUUGUAGUUCUGAGCUGCCUUAAUGAAGGGUUAUUUGUAUUUGUUAGGAGAAAGUAACCAAGAUCACUUAUCUUUCACCCUGAAUCUGAGGCUUCAUAAAGCCUUCAGGCUAUUGCUGAGAGCCUAGUUGUGAAAGCAAGUGAAGAGCUCCUGUGAAGAGCUCGCCUAGCAGCCUCUCCAGUAGGAGAGGGGAGCAAAUGAGGGCUUUGCCAUUUUAUCAUCGGAGGUGGCUGAAGUUCCAAUUAAUGUGAGAAGACCAAAGUAGAGUUUGUUUUUCGCUUUGUAUUAAUUUCACUUAUACCAAAGUGUUCCAAAGUACGAAAUGUAUUGCUUUGAGGGUGGAAAGCUAUUUCAUGAAAAGACUGCUUUGUAAUAUUUCACUUUGUUUACUAAACAUUCAAAUUAUCUAAAUAUUUUCCUAAUACAUGAGAAUGCUGAUUUUCUUCUUUUGUUAUGUAGUAAAAACAUUUAUAUUGUUUACAUAGUUCUCAUGGAACAUGGAAUUUUUUGAAAGCAACAUGAUACACAUUUUUCGUGUAUAUACUCUAAUUAGUGUGAAUAAAGCAGUAAUAUCAAUGCAUUUUUUUAAGCAGCAAACUUCUGUAUUUCUCUUGUCUUCCUUCAAAGUAUUCCUGUGAGUUCAGUGUUCAUUCUCUUUCACUGUGAGUACCUGCUAGAUAGUACAUAAAUAACUUCACAUUUGCUCCUAGUAACAGAAUGAGAAGAGUAAAAUUUUACAGCUGCAGUUGACCCCAGACAACAUAUAUAUUCCAACAACCUCAUUCUGUAGCUGAGAACAUGACACUAAAUACCUUUCCCAGACUGGUAAGUGGCAAGUCUGGGCUGGAAUAUGGUUUCCUUGGCUCCCUUUUGGCCUUCAUCUACUACUUUUCACUUAAUUUUUACUUAACUUCCCAAUACUGAUGAAUAAAGAAAAGUGAGGGUUAUUUAUGUAUAUUUUAAUAAAAUCUAGUUUGAUUUUUCAACUUAA